This is a messenger RNA of Astrephomene gubernaculifera, 1102 nucleotides long. The record is from the annotation of a GenBank genome assembly. NCBI's taxonomy places the organism in Eukaryota, Viridiplantae, Chlorophyta, Chlorophyceae, Chlamydomonadales, Astrephomenaceae.
CGGAGCCACGCGGCUGACGCAUGCCUCGCUGGGGCACCUGAUGUGUGAGUUCCCCUGGGCUGUGCCGGCUGUGCCCGUUGUACGGCAGCCGCUGCGGCUGGAUCCUACUCAGGCGCCGGUUUCGGAGCCUGCGCCUGGGCCUGGGCCCAUGCAUGCUGGGGUAGUGGCAGAACGACUAGUACCGCAUGGGGUGAGGAGCGGAGCCGGAUGUGCUGGCGGCGGCCCAGGUGGUCAUGGCGGCAGGGAUGGCGGAGGUACUGCCGGUCUUGCGGGCUGCCUGGGGAGCGGCACAGCGGGAGGCGCUCUCAGCACUACUGCGCUUGUGUUUGGUCGCGAGGAAAGCGGCCUGACGGAGGUUGAGCUGCGGCAGUGCAGUCACGCCUGCGCCGUCCCCACGGGGCGCCUGCAGCCCUCCAUGAACCUCUCCCACGCGGUUGCCGUGGUGCUUGGGGAGCUGUUCAGCCGCCGCUGCGGCCUGCUGCAACCCACCCCGGACACCAACCUGGAUCCCCUUCAGGGGCCUGCGGACCAACGGGUGCCUGGGCGGUCCGGCUUGGAGGGGAACUCGGGUUCGAGAGCCAGCAGAACUGGGAGAAGCUGCGAUGCAGGCAAGGAAGCAGCGGAGGAUGAGGGUGGAGAAGGGGUUGCGGCUGCAGAAGGGUUGCUGCUGAAGCAGCAGCAGCAAGCGUCUUCCCGGCAACGCGAGGAGACGGAGGCAUUUGGUAGCGCCGGUGGCAGUGGUGACGGAGCCUUGUCCGGGGGAUGCAGGAUUGCAGCGGAAGCGGUGGCUGAGCGGUCAGCAGCGGCGGUGACUGCUGGGCUAGCGGCAGCAGGAGCGGCACCCGUGGAGGCCGGACUGCUGCCGGCGAGUAGCCACGAGGUGGACUUGUUAGUAAGGAAGGUGGCGGCCAUAGCGGAAGCGGUUGGCAUGAGCGGCGAGGAAGGGCAUGGAGGCGGCAAUCGAGGUAGGGCGGCGCAUGUGCACAGCCAACUCAUGACCACCGCAUUCCUUGUCCACAGGAGCCGUAAAAUCCGUAUUUACCGGCAAUCUCCUGUAUGUACGAGACAAACUGCGCACAGUCCAUGUAAGGAUGACCGAGCC